UUUAAACUAAUGCGUUCCCUCGUCUCAUCAUGAAUGAUACUCCUUUUAGCAACUAUAGUAGCUGGAGCUGAGGAAGAAGCCUCACCUGCAGCACAAUGUAGAUCCUGCCUUGGAUAUUUUACAAAGAAAUGGUGAAAUCCUUAUGGAUCAAAUGAUUCUGGCUUUUGCUGUGACAUUACUAAUAACUCAGGGAACUGAAAUAAUUACUCUGGAGCAUUUUGAGUUGACAAAUAUGUGCACACCUUUGAUUCUUCAUUACUUGCAUGUCCAAAAGAUUUUUCAAAUUGAGGUCAACAAAAUCAUAACAUCAGCAUCUUUGAGAAAGACAAAUAUAUUACUCAACAUAUUUCUGAUGAAGGCACUGUCUGUGUAUUUAAUUUCACAGUUAUAACAAAUAUUUAUGACAAAGUGAAGAUAAGUCUGGGCACCUUGAAAGGAGCGAGUGUUCAGGUUUACCUCGAUGAUCAUGAUGGAAAAUAUAAACUUGAGCAAGUCAUUGAUGAUACAAAAGAAGUCGACUUUAUAUUAGAUGCACAUAAGAAAUUUUAUGUGUUGGUGAAACCCACAAAUGAUAAUGCAGUAGUAUCCUUAUGGGUUGGAGCAUAUUCAAAUGCAACUGAUGUGGCAAUAAUAAUCAUCCUAAUAAUCAGCUUUGCUCUCUUUUUAAUGCUUUGAGGAUUGGCCAUCUUUGUGUCCUAUAUAGUUUUUAUUAAAUGAAAGGAAUAUAAAAUGAAAAAGAAAAAUAGAUCCAAAAACUUAAAAACAUCAAAUGCUUUUGAGAAUAAUGAAAAACCAUGGGCGACUGAUAACGAUCAUAAGAAGUUUAAAGUUGAAAUGUUAGAUGAUCCAAAUUUUCUAAAUGUUACUCAUCCAAUUAAUCAUGUACAACUAAAGAGUGCUCGCCAAGGAAAGAAUCCACAUAUGAAUAAAGAGAUAAUCCCAGGUAUUGAUGCCAAUUACAUAAUGAGGUUUAAUUCAAAAGUAUGAAAAGUGCACAAAUAUUAACCUGUACAAUCAUGAAGGCUAUUCAGAGUUAUCAAACCAAUCUAAUAUAUUUAUGCCAUUACUCUUUUCAUAGAAAUUUAUGACUCUGGGAAAUUCUUUCUCUUAAAAGCGAUAGUUGAAAAUUAGGGUAGAUAGAGUGUAUAAAAUCAUUACUCUGUACUAGGAAGGACCAGAAUUAUGCCUCUUACAGAAGAAAACUUUGGAAAUUAUUUCUGCUUAUUAUCUUU
This is a messenger RNA of Moneuplotes crassus, 1232 nucleotides long. Lineage: Eukaryota; Ciliophora; Spirotrichea; Euplotida; Euplotidae. The record is from the annotation of a GenBank genome assembly.